Messenger RNA from Mobula hypostoma (lesser devil ray), 2044 nucleotides. RefSeq names its product tumor necrosis factor alpha-induced protein 8-like. The transcript has 2 exons. Lineage: Eukaryota; Metazoa; Chordata; Chondrichthyes; Myliobatiformes; Myliobatidae. The record is from RefSeq and is a predicted model, not a curated record. Gene Ontology annotation, cellular component: cytoplasm. Gene Ontology annotation, biological process: regulation of apoptotic process. Bases 221 to 817 code for a protein of 198 amino acids.
AAAUUAUGAAGCAAAAGCACAAUUAACAGGGAAAUCAGUUUUGAACAGUUCUUGAAGAAGACAGAUGAAAGAGAGUAGGAAAACCAGUGUUUUGUUUCUUUUUUUGCUGUUUCCUUUGUAUGGAGCUCAUAUAUAUUCGAAAAGCGUUUAAUAUCUAGUUGUUUUAAAGCCGUUACUUAGUGAUAUUGUGCACAUUUCAGCAACGCAGUUUCAGUUCACAAUGGACCCAGCGGCUGAUAGGAUAAAAGAAGUGGCUACGGAGGUAUUCAAUUCUAAGAGUCUGGCUGUGCAAGCCCAAAAGAAAAUACUUGGCAAGAUGGCUUCAAAGUCAAUAGCAACAGCAUUGAUAGAUGAUACAAGCAGUGAUGUUUUGGAUGAAUUAUACAAAGUAAGCAAGGAAUACACACAGAGCAAAAAGGAGGCAGAGAAGAUCAUCAAAAAUCUUAUCAAGAUGGUCAUAAAAUUGGUGGUUCUCAACAGAAAUAACCAGUUCAAUGAAGGCGAGGUGUUACUCAUGGAAACGUUCAAAAAGAAGGUUCAUCAGUUAGCAAUGACUAUUGUCAGUUUCCACCAAGUUGACUUUACUUUUGAUCGUAAUGUUUUGUCCAAACUUCUGAAUGAUUGCAGAGACAUGCUUCAUCAGAUUAUUGACCGCCAUCUAACAGCUAAGUCACAUGGACGUGUCAAUCAUGUUUUUAAUCACUUCGCAGAUUGUGAAUUCUUGGCUGCCCUUUACAAUCCAUUUGGACCUUACAAAGCUUCCCUGGAGAAAAUAUGUAAUGGUGUGAACAAAAUGUUAGAUGAUCAAAAUAUAUAACCAAUCAUUUGCAGCAUUUCCCAAAUUAAAUUGAAUAUUCUGUCAAACAUUAGAAGUUUUCUGAAAUGCCGAUGGAUAUUAAUGUAAAAUGCAUUUUGUUUAAAAAAGUAUUUUGACUUUUUUUUAUAAAACAAUUUUUUCCUACUUCUGUAGCAAAAUGCACAAAGUGGCUAAAUGUUCCAACAUGUUUCUUGUCCAGCAAAGAAUGAACUCUUCUUGCUGAACUCCAGCAACUUAUCAGAUGAGUGGUCUUGGCUUGUGGACUGACACUGAAGAAGAAUUUGGAUGAAUGGGACAUUUCCAGCAUGCCGAAUACUUUUUUCACCUAGUAGACUACAGAAACUGACAGUUGUUCUUUCCUUUUUAACUAUUUUUAAAAUAGAACAGCUGCUUUUUAAAAACUGUACAUUAAAAAAAACUGGAAAGAAAUCUAAGUCCUAGCGUGAUACUUACAGAUUGUAAUGUGAAUAGUUCAGGAGUGCAACAGUGUUAUAACCAAGGAUGGCAAAUAUCAAAUAUUUUUUCCCCUGCAUAUGGUUAUGAUUUUGUGUUUCAACUGAUUACAGUCAUUGAAUUAAUAAAACAUUGAACAUUAAACACACUGUGUAGUGAUGCAAUUUGCUCUUCAUUUACUUUAAAUCUGCAGUUUCAUGAAUAUCAAAGUGGCAAAUUUUCACUUAUCAAUUGUAAUUCAUGAUGGACACAAAGUUAAAGAUUAGCUUUAUUUGUCACAAUCACAUCGAAACAUCAAACAUGCAGUUUGCAUCAACAAAAAACAGCUAUGAUUCUGGUGCCAACAUAGUAUGCCCAUAAUUUACUAACCCUAACUUAGACAUCUUUGUAACAUGGGAGGAUACCCACUCAGUAACUGGGCGAAUGCUCUAAUUCCUUAUAGACAGCGUUGGAAAUUGAACCCCGAUCUUACAGCUGGCCCUGUAAAGCUUUGCACUCACCACAGCACUACUGUGCAGUUAAAAUGGCUCAGGCCAACUGCUAUUCUUGGGUAAAUUAUUUGUUCACAGGAAGUCGAAGAGUAAAUUUGCACUGAAUCUGGAAAAACAUAGCCAUCCAAUUGGGAUUUGGUCUUUCUAUUUCUAACAUAGCCAAGGCAUACAACAAAUUUGCUUACUAUUCAUUCUGCAACAAAUCAAUGUACAUGCCUCAUAUUUGGUCUAUUUGAGGUUUUUUGUUUGGAAAAUGUAGUAAUGAAUAAUAAAAGUAAUUUAC